AUGCAGAGCGCGGAGCGCGGGGCGGGCCCGGGGCCCGCAGGCUUCUGGAGACCCUGGGUGGACACCCGCGGCGGGACGGAGGCGAUGCCCGAUGGCCCUGACGUGACCGAAGGCUCGGGAAAGCUCGCCCAGGCUGGACACCCCGUCAGACUAUUUUGGCCAAAAUCAAAGUGUUACGAUUACUUAUAUCAGGAAGCAGAAGCUCUUCUGAAAAAUUUUCCAAUUCAAGCUACAAUUUCAUUUUAUGAAGACUCUGGUAGUGAAGAUGAAAUUGAGGAGCUGACCUGUGAAAAUUAAUCUGAUUAAUAACUUUUGAAGACAUUCAAAGCUUGUAGAAUUUAAGUUUAGUGUAUAAAUGUAUCAUAAUCCUUUUAAUUUAUUUGUACAUAAAUUAUUAAUAAAAUGAAAUAUUUUGUAA
Messenger RNA from Otolemur garnettii (small-eared galago), 418 nucleotides. RefSeq names its product ripply transcriptional repressor 2 (gene RIPPLY2). The record is from RefSeq and is a predicted model, not a curated record. Gene Ontology annotation, cellular component: nucleus. Gene Ontology annotation, biological process: embryonic pattern specification; negative regulation of transcription by RNA polymerase II. Lineage: Eukaryota; Metazoa; Chordata; Mammalia; Primates; Galagidae. The transcript has 4 exons. The coding region runs from base 1 to 297 and encodes 98 amino acids.